Scomber scombrus (Atlantic mackerel) is the source of this 5929-nucleotide messenger RNA. It is a transcript of the gene deptor, whose product is annotated as DEP domain containing MTOR-interacting protein. Gene Ontology annotation, molecular function: protein binding. Gene Ontology annotation, biological process: intracellular signal transduction; negative regulation of TOR signaling. The transcript is spliced from 10 exons. The record is from RefSeq and is a predicted model, not a curated record. Bases 479 to 1687 code for a protein of 402 amino acids. NCBI's taxonomy places the organism in Eukaryota, Metazoa, Chordata, Actinopteri, Scombriformes, Scombridae.
AAUAUACCGAAAUCGAGCGCAGACACGUGCCUCUGUAACCCCGCCCUUCCAGUUAACUCCCCCUGUGACGACAGCAGAGGCCUCCCAAUGCGGGGGCUUUGAGCAUGGGCACUGGCUGCGCCGUGGUGAAAAACGUGUAUUCGCCCUGUGUGGUGUCAGUGACAAACAAACCAGCCCAGCGGAGCACAGUGAAAGGGAGUGUGCUGGAUUCAUUAACGCUGCAUCCGGGGCGCAUCAAUUAAACGGAGGGAUUCAUAAAGGAAAGGUGGCAUGCAUGCAUGUAUGUGCGUGUAUCUGCAGAUAUUUGGAGACGGCGGAGGUUUUCGAGGAAUUAGAAGUGGAUCGCUACUGAUGGGUGGGAUGUAUGGGCUGUGACUUCUGACUGCCUGCAUUGUUUCAUAUGUUUCCUGGGAUGGAUUAAUUUUCCUCCUCGACCAUCAAAGGAAUAAUAGCUGAUUAACCCAUCUAUUCGCUCCCAAUGAUUCUCGAGAGCAGAGAGAUGGAUGGGAUCGGGAACACCAUGCAGAAGAAGGCUGCAGAGCUGGAGCGGCUGGCCGAGGUGCUCGUCACCGGAGAACAGCUGAGGCUGCGGCUCCACGAGGGGAAGGUAAUCAAGGACCGGCGGCACCACCUGCGGACUUACCCAAACUGUUUUGUCGCCAAGGAGCUGAUUGAUUGGCUGAUUGAACACAAGGAGGCCUCAGACAGAGACAUGGCCAUCAAGAUCAUGCAGAAACUUUUAGACCAGAGCAUAAUUCACCAUGUCUGUGACGAGCACCGAGAGUUCAAAGACUUGAAGCUGUUUUACCGAUUCCGCAAAGACGACGGCACUUUCCCAUUGGAUAGCGAAGCCAAGGUCUUCAUGAGGGGGCAGAGGAUCUAUGAGAAGCUGAUGAACACAGAGAGCAACCUAUUGCAGACCAGGGAGGAGGAGGGCGGGACGUUUGAGCGGACAUUGGUGGCCUCCGAGUUCAUUGACUGGCUGCUACAGGAGGGAGAGAUAGCGACCAGGGAGGAGGCAGAGCGGCUGGGACGACGACUUCUUGAACACGGCAUCAUCCAGCAUGUCACCAACAAGCAUCACUUUGUAGACGGGCCUCUCCUCUACCAGUUCAGGAUGAACUUCAGGAGACGGCGGCGACUGAUCGAGCUCCUUCAGGAGCGCAGCCGCAGCAUCCCCGAGAGCCACGACAGCCCCUUCUGUCUCCGGAAACAGAACUCAGACGGAGGCAACACCAGCUUCCUAUCAGUGAGUCCCACUAAAGAGAUAAAGGUGGCAGUCGGUGUUCGUCGGAGCAGCAUGAGCAGCAGCUGUGGCAGCAGCGGUUAUUACAGCAGCAGUCCGACGCUCAGCAGCAGUCCACCUGUCCUCUGCAACCCCAAAUCUGUUCUGAAGAGGCAAGUGAGUCCAGAGGAGUUCCAAACACCAGGAGGACCUUUUAUAAAGAAGACAUUCACUAUUGUAGGUGAUGCUGUGGGCUGGGGCUUUGUGGUUCGAGGUAGCAAACCCUGUCACAUCCAGGCUGUGGACCCUGGUGGACCUGCAGCUGCUGCUGGCAUGAAGGUGUGUCACUUUGUGGUGUCAGUGAACGGACUGAACGUCCUCUCCCAUGACUACCGGACCGUCAGCAACCUGAUCCUAACUGGACCCAGGACAAUCGUCAUGGAGGUGAUGGAGGAGGCGUGAUAUUUACGCAGAGCCUCAUAGAAGAGAGGUUUAGCAUCGACCUGGGGACUAGAAGGUUUAGUGCUUAACCUCAAAACCACACAGAUCAAGAAAUUGGAUGACUCAAAAAGGACCUCGCACUCUUUCUGUUCCAAUGUUGUUUGGAGAAGGUGGAUGCCUGAGAAACUGUGGUUGCAAGAAUGUGGGAAGUUGAGUCAAGUAUGUGAUUCAACCCUUGGACACAACACGCAGGUUGUUCUCCUUUUUUUUUUUUUUCUUCUUCUUCUUAGAGGUGCAAGAUCCCCCACUCCCACAGAUCACGAUUCAAUAGCUCCAGUGUUUCCACAAAGAUUCAGUCUCUGACUUUAUGUGUGGAGGAAAGAAAUCCACAUCUCCUGUACGUUUGACUUUCAAGCCAAAACUGUGCAAUGAAUCUGUUGCUGAACUCAAUGAGAGUGUUUAAAAGGAUAUCAUUAAAAUCUGAAGAUGAACAAGUAAAAGCUGCAACUAUAAGAAUGAGGAAGAAUAUUUCAUGUAGCCACAUUAAGUGACCUCUUCCCCAGUUAGUUUCCAACUCUUGACUGGAGCCCCUGGUUUCUCUGCAGCGCCCUCUGCUGGGAAGAAAACACAGCUUUGAUAUGAAACUCUUUGGUUUCUGUUUUUUGGAUGUUUUUUUUCCUAGCCUUCGGAACUACCUAAAAAAAAUAAGAUAAAUUUGUAUUCUUGUCCUGUGAAGAGUUACCCACAAUAUCACAGGUAACUGAGUCUCCAGGUGUAUGUCCAUUUAGUUAAUAUUUGUUAGUGUACAUAAUGAAAAUACAGUUUUAAACUGUAUGACAUUAAUAGGCACAAUGUAUAUAGUUACCAGACGUAACACAAACAAACUGAGAGGAGGCCGGCUUUAGGAAGGCAGCAGUCGUACCAUUUUGUAACAUCACUACUAUUCAACCUAAAACUGCUUCAGCACUGAGAUCAUAUUAGAGUCUUUAUAGAUGAUAAAUAGGAUGAAUGACCCUGAACUCUAAAAACUUCUUUAAGAUAGAGCAUGAUGACAAAAUAGUUAAAACCGUAAAUCUUCAGUUAUAUUUCUCAGCUCUUAAAUACCUUCAGUGAAACUCGACAAUAAGUGUUGAAGUUAUUGUUGAAAAAACAAAGAAAGAAAACAUAGGAUGUUUUUCAUACCAGUAGAAAUACCAAAUCAGUUAAUGGGAGGAAAGUCACAACCGGACAAUUUACAGAUUUAAAUGUAGUAAACAGUAGAUUAUGUGACCUUGAAUAGAACUUGUAUCUAUAUACUUAAUGUUGGAUGGAAGAAUAGAAUGAUUAUAUGAGCACUUGAGCCAUUAACAAUAGUUCUAAUUCACAAAAGCACUUAAGUGAUGAAAGUUUUUCAAUUGGAAUUUAUAUAAUAACUUUAUAUAGCACCUUUUAAAAAAAGAACAAGUUUACAAAUUGUUUUGACAGACAAAGCUAAAGCAGGAUAUUCAGAAGGCAAAAUAAAAGUAAGUCCAAACAAAAGAUAGACAAAAUAAAGAUAAGGUUAAAAGAAGACGAAAGAAAAAACAAAACAAAAGCAGAGAGAAGACAAAGAUGAUGAAAGACAAAGACAGUAAAAGAGAUGAAAGACAAUAAAAUUAACAUUAUAAAUACAAAUAUGAAUAAAUACAAAUAAAAAGAAUACGAGCAAUAAAAGAUGACAUCACAUAAAAGCAAGUCUAUAAAAAUUGGUUUUAAAAAGUAAUAUAAAGUGAGUUGAUUCUGUGAGUCUUAUCUCCUCAUGCAGGUCGUUCCAAAGCCGAGGGGCCCUGAAGGCAAAAGCAUGGCCACCUUUAGAUUCAAGACUCGACUUUAGAACAAACAGAUGGGUCUAUGGCUGCAAACUGGCUUGUAUGAGGUCAACAUUUCUGUUAUGCAUCUUGUGGCCAGACCCAGACAUGCUAUAACAGUGAUCAGUAAAAUCAUAAAAUCAAUUUUAAAUCAAACGGGAGAAGCCAAGACUGUUUUGAUGUGAUGUUGCUUUUUAAAACCAGUAAGACGCUGAGCUGCUGAACUAGUUUGAUAUGAGAGUGACUUUUUUUUUUUUUUUACUGUAUAUGUACAUUAUAUACCUUGUGUGUAUACAAUCUGACAUCCCUGAUUUGAAACUAAUGAGAGGGAAUAACCUCCCUCCCGCUUGCCCCCUACAUCCCUCAUUAUCUGUGUUAUAUAAAAUGUUAUAAUAAUCACAUGUAUAGUAAUUACAUGUCCAGUAUGAUCAGUGAAAGUUCACCCAAAUAGAAAAGAUGUUUUCUCACUCCUGUGCAACUCAGCCAUGCAGAUAGCUUUUGUUUCAGUAAUGAGAUUUCUUCCUUCUUUCCAAUACAAUAAAAGUGAAUUGAAUUUCUAGUCCUCACAGGAUUAAAACUAAAUUAAAUAUCUCUCCAAACGUAUGGUCCCUGUUACAUCAUAAUCUGGAUAAAAAGGCUGUAAAUAUUUGUCUUUGGAACAACUUUCUGCUGAAGAAACUGUCCUGAUUAAUACUGUCAACAGUGUGUUGUGUGGAUAUUUCAGAGCUGCUGAAUUCAAAUUUCCUCUUUUCAGUGCCGUCAGCAACACAGACGAAAUUCACUUUUCUAUGAGGGUGGUGGUAGAAAUCUCAAAGAAGGGUAUCUUAAAAUCUGAGCAAAUAAAACUGAAUCUAAGUGAUUAGAUGCCAUUAGAAGAACAGUAAGUAAGAAAGCUUUAAAUCCAUGUAUCCUAAAAUUAAACUUUAACAAUUUAAGCAGGCUUCAGCUUUAGAUGAAUAGAUUUGUACAUUAUUAUCUUCCAGCUAACAUCAGAAUUGGGUGUACAGUGCAGUACACGUGUAGACUGUGCCGUCAUGUUAUCCUGCUUAGAUAUAAUGUAGCAUGGAAGGAUUAUAUUUAAAACUAUAGAAUAAUAACUAAAAAAAAAAAAAAAGCAUGGAUAUGUGCUGCUCAUAUUGCUUAUGUUUCUGUAAUCCAUGGUUGAUUCCUCAGUAAACACUGCUGUUUACUUGUGUUGGACUAAAACUACACUGCCUGGUUUAAUGGAAGUAUACUUGGUUUAGUCCUGCAGUUAAAACGUAUCACGUUCAGUAAAUUUGACAUUUUCUAUUCAUGGUGAACAUUUAUCCGGGAAGUCUUUUUUUUUCUUUUUUCUGACAGACAGUAAAAUGAAUCUGUAAACUGCCUCCAAAUGUCUGAAGUGAGUUAUCUACUAUAGUGACCAUCUAUUUCAGUGUGCUUUGAUGUUGUGGGCAGUGAAAUGCAUGACUCUUAUAACUCUGCUCACAGUAUGUAGCAUUGGCUUCUAAUUCAAAGCUUUUCUUCUGUCUGUUGACAGAGUUAUCUGACUAAUCAUUUCUGAACUAAAGUAGAUUCGAUCUUUGCUUCCUCAUCUCCAGGAGGACAAAAACCUCCUUAACUGCAUAAGUAUGAAGUUUAUAAAAUGUGUCAUACUUUAGAUCAAGAUGAUCUGUGACUUUUCCUUGGACAGUGGUAAUAUUAUGUGCUUUACUUACAUUUUGCUAAACAUUUUGAUGUAGCUGCUGAUCUCACAGCUCAUGUUGUGUCAUGAACGAUACCAUACAGUAUACCGUUUUUCAUUCUUUUCCUGUUAAGUUGAUUUUUGUUGACUGGUUUGCUGUGUAAAGAAGAUAUAUUAAGGGACCCCAGAGACAGAUUUAAUACACUUUUUUGAAUUUUUGCAGUUUAAUUUUUCCACAAAGCCAUUCAUCAGUAAGUAAGUUAAUAAGUAACUUCUUAGAAACCACAGUGACUCGAACUGUAUUUUCAAUUCAUUUUCAUUAGUCUACAGUUGACAUGCCAUUAGGCAUUAAUUCAUAUCUGGGAUCAGCAUGGGUUUGCUUUUUUUUUCUAACAUUGAAUAUUCGCCUACCUGCACUUUUCAACCCUGUAUUGGUUCUUUUUUAUUGUCUUGACAAUAAUCUGGGGUUUGUGGAAAGUGUCUGACUGCCUGAAGACGGGUGAUUACUUUUAGGGGAACAGAAAUAUGCCGAAGUGAGGCUGUUUAUAAAUGACAAAUCUUCACUCCGUUUAUAAAUGUAUUAAACUCUUCAAGUUAUUUUAUGGUUGAAAACGGGUUCACUGACUGUUCAGAGAUAAACCAGAAAGGAUUUGCCUUAACGUCUUAUUUUGCUGCUAAUCAAAGUUGGUGGUCAUCUAAUCUCUCGCUCUGCUCUCAGCUCUGUCAUCUCUGUCAUCUCUGAAUUUGCAUAUUAAAAGUCAUGUUGCACCUGGU